Messenger RNA from Ostreococcus lucimarinus CCE9901, 1476 nucleotides. RefSeq lists its product with no specific name. Gene Ontology annotation, molecular function: DNA topoisomerase type I (single strand cut, ATP-independent) activity; DNA binding. The record is from RefSeq and is a predicted model, not a curated record. The transcript has a single exon. Bases 1 to 1476 code for a protein of 491 amino acids. Gene Ontology annotation, biological process: chromosome segregation; DNA topological change; DNA replication. Gene Ontology annotation, cellular component: nucleolus; chromosome. Lineage: Eukaryota; Viridiplantae; Chlorophyta; Mamiellophyceae; Mamiellales; Bathycoccaceae.
AUGAAAGACUCUGACUACGCGACCAAACCGGUCUUCGUGAAAAACUUCAUGGAUGGUUUCAAGGCGGCUUUGAAGAACGGCCCGCACGCGUUCAUCACGGACUUCUCCAAGUGUGACUUUACGAAGAUGUACAUGCACUUCUUGGCGAUCAGAGAGAAGAAGAAGGAGAUGACGAGCGAAGAGAAGAAACGCAUCAAGGCGCAAAAAGAUAUCGAUGAGGAACCUUACACGUGGGCCACUAUCGACGGUCGCCGCGAAAAGGUUGGUAACUUCCGCGUCGAACCGCCUGGCUUGUUCCGCGGGCGCGGCGAGCACCCGAAGAUGGGGAAAAUCAAGCGUCGCGUCGUGCCGGAAGACAUCACCAUCAAUAUAGGAAAAGAUGCUAAGGUUCCCGAACCUCCGGCUGGACACUCGUGGAAAGCGGUGAUUCAUAACGACACCGCCACGUGGUUGGCGGGAUGGAACGAUGUCAUCAACGUGAAGGACUGGAAAUACGUCCAAUUCGGCGCCACAUCUACGGUCAAGGCAGAGAGCGAUCAAAAGAAGUACGAAAAGGCUCGCUCGUUGCAUAAGUAUAUCGAAAAGAUCCGGAAGGAUUACAAGAGAAACAUGAUGAGUGAAUCCAAGGAAAUGGCUCAGUUAGCGGUGGCGACUUACUUGGUGGAUAAACUCGCCCUUCGUGCUGGUGGCGAGAAGGAUGAAGAUCUCGCCGACACCGUCGGCGUGUGUACCUUGCGCGCCGGUCACAUCAAGUUUAUGGAUGAUAACGUCAUCGAGUUUGAUUUCUUGGGUAAGGACUCCAUCCAAUAUCUUCAACAACACAAGAUCGAUGAGGUUGCAUACAAGUGCUUGCAACGGUUCGUUCAGGGCAAGGGUCCGGAUGUGGACAUCUUCGACCACGUCGACCCGCAAAAAGUAAACGCGCAUCUUCAAACUCUCAUGCCCGGUCUCACGAUCAAGGUGUUCCGUACGUACAACGCCUCUAUUACUUUGGAUCGUUUGCUGAAAGACACGAAAAAGAAUGAUACGACGCUUCAAAAGAAAGCAACUUACGACGCGGCGAACAAGGAGGUGGCGAUUUUGUGUAAUCACCAGAAGGGUGUGAGCAAAGCGCACGACGCGCAAAUGGAAAAACUCGCGGAAAAGAAGAAGGAUCUCGCGAAGCAGGUGGCCGAGAUGAAAAAGAAGACGGACGAUAAGAAUCAAAAGAAGAAGCUCGCGGCGCUGAAAGAAAGGCAAAGCAAGUUGGCGAUUCAAAUGAACAUGAAGGAAGAAUUGAAAACGGUGUCGCUCGGCACGUCGAAAAUCAACUACCUCGAUCCCAGAAUCACGCUCUCUUGGUGCAAACGUCACGAAGUGCCGCCAAACGUGGUAUUUACCAAGGCGUUGAUAGAUAAGUUCCAUUGGGCGAUGGAUUGUGAGAUGGAGUUCAGUUUCGUUCAAGAAGACGCCGUCGAAGUCAAGCCGGCCGAAUAA